UCCAAGAUGAAUUUAAACGGAAUUAAAAUAAACCGUUGCGGUUUAUUAGUGAUUUUUGUAAUAGCUGUUAUGUUACUCUAUUACGCUAAUUUAUCAAGUGAUGGUGGAAAUGGAAAAUCUAAUUUAACUAAUAUUCGACAGUUGAUUAUUGGUUCCGUUGAAGCCGCAGUUAAUGGUGGAAAGGAAGUUGUUCUGAUUUCGGAGACUAAAAAUUUGGAUUUGAAGAGCAAAGGGAAGACUAGAGAAGGCGCUAAUGAUCCUGUGACUAAUGCAGAUUUGAGAUCACAUUGUGUGAUGUAUUAUGGUUUGAAUAAAAUGUUUCCCAAUAUAAAGAUUAUUUCGGAAGAGAAGGUUUCGGAGGCUGAAUGUCCAGUGAAGAAGCCUCUGGAGUUGGACUCUACCUUGUUGCAUAGUGAUGUACAUAAAUUGCUUGAUGAGAAUGUUAAUACGGAGGAUAUCACUGUUUGGAUUGAUCCUUUGGAUGCUACACAAGAAUUCACAGAAAGCCUAUACCAUUACGUGACGACAAUGGUGUGUGUGGCAGUGAGAGGAAAACCGAUUGUUGGAAUUAUACAUUUCCCGUUUACACAAAAGACUUAUUGGGCUUGGAUUGGGAACACAGCCUCCGACAGUUUACUGGAUAUUAAAAAUAAACCGGUAACAGAAAAGACUGAAAAUGCAGCUCCUACAUUCAUUGUAUCGAGAUCACAUGCUGGAGGUGUCAGUAAUAUUACAAAGACUGCAUUUGGAGCCCAAACCAAAGUUAUACCGGCUGGUGGAGCAGGUUAUAAAGCUAUCCAAGUUGCCCAAGGCAACGCAACAGUCUACAUCCACACCACGGUGAUCAAAAAAUGGGAUAUUUGUGCAGGCAAUGCAAUUCUGAAUUACCUCGAUGGAGACAUGACAACUUUAGUUGGUGAUAAAAUAGACUAUUCAUCCACUUCUAAUCCAAAGAACGAAGGAGGCUUAUUGGCAGCUUUGAAAGAUCAUAAAAUGUAUGUGGAACAACUCAAGAGUCGGUUUAAAUAAGGUAAGACGUUUUAUAAAUAGAAAAAGACUUGCUCAAGGAGUAAAAUA
Ctenocephalides felis (cat flea) is the source of this 1077-nucleotide messenger RNA. Its product is annotated as putative inositol monophosphatase 3. The record is from RefSeq and is a predicted model, not a curated record. NCBI's taxonomy places the organism in Eukaryota, Metazoa, Arthropoda, Insecta, Siphonaptera, Pulicidae. Bases 7 to 1029 code for a protein of 340 amino acids. Gene Ontology annotation, cellular component: endomembrane system. Gene Ontology annotation, molecular function: 3'-nucleotidase activity. The transcript is spliced from 4 exons.